Hippoglossus stenolepis (Pacific halibut) is the source of this 1728-nucleotide messenger RNA. RefSeq names its product sodium- and chloride-dependent GABA transporter 2. The transcript has 14 exons. Gene Ontology annotation, biological process: sodium ion transmembrane transport. NCBI's taxonomy places the organism in Eukaryota, Metazoa, Chordata, Actinopteri, Pleuronectiformes, Pleuronectidae. Gene Ontology annotation, cellular component: membrane. The coding region runs from base 4 to 1728 and encodes 574 amino acids. The record is from RefSeq and is a predicted model, not a curated record.
AACAUGAAGGAGGAUGUGGAGGAGAGAGGACACUGGGGCAGUAAGGUGGAGUUUCUACUGGCCGUGGCGGGAAAUGUUGUCGGCCUGGGCAACGUAUGGAGGUUUCCUUACCUCUGCUACAAAAACGGAGGGGGUGCAUUCCUGGUGCCGUAUGUGGUAUUCGUGGUGACAUGUGGUGUACCCCUGUUCCUGCUGGAGACCACUAUAGGCCAGUACACCCAGGAGGGCAGCGUAACCUGCUGGAGGAAGCUAUGCCCACUGGCAGAAGGUAUCGGAUAUGGUGGACUGCUGAUUCUCCUCUACAGCUGUAUGACCUACAUCAUCAUUCUUGCCUGGGCUUUGCUCUACCUGGUGUUCUCCUUCAGCUCCCAGCUGCCCUGGUCCAGCUGCAGCAACGACUGGAACACAGAUGACUGUGUAGACUUCUCAACAAGAAAUAACACCAUUCAAUUGACCAAUCAGACGAACUCAUCCUCUGCUGCCACAGAGUUCUGGGAACGACGAGUGCUGGCUAUUUCAGGGGGGAUUGAGGAGGUAGGCAGCAUCAGGUGGGAGGUGCUGUUGUGUCUUAUUGCCACGUGGGUCACCUGCUACUUUUGCAUCUGGAAAGGAGUCCGAUCUACAGGCAAGGUGGUGUAUUUCACUGCUACCUUCCCCUAUGUGAUGUUAUUGAUUCUUCUGAUCCGUGGACUCUCUCUUCCUGGUGCUCUACAAGGAGUGUUGUUUUAUCUGCUGCCUGAACCCUCACGACUCACAGACCCUCAGGUGUGGAUGGAGGCUGGGGCUCAGAUCUUCUUCUCGUACAGUGUGGGUGUGGGCUCUUUAACAGUGCUCGGCAGCUACAACACCUACAACAACAACUGCUAUAAAGACUGCCUGUGGCUGUGUUUGCUGAACAGUGCUACCAGUGUGGUGGCUGGGUUCGCGGUCUUCUCUGUGCUGGGGUUCAUGGCUCAUGAGCAAGGCAUUCCCAUUUCAGAAGUGGCCGAGUCAGGUCCAGGACUGGCAUUCAUUGCUUACCCUCAGGCUGUAGCCAUGAUGCCUCUGCCUCAGCUGUGGUCCAUCUGUUUCUUUAUUAUGCUCCUUCUCUUGGGUCUGGACACACAAUUUGUCGCCAUGGAGGUAGUGAUGACAUCCAUCAUAGACAUGUUUCCUGUUGUAAUGCGCAAAGCAGGCCGACGGGAACGUUUCCUCCUUCUCUUCUGCCUCACGUGCUUCUUUUGUCAGCUCAUCAUGAUCACUGAGGGAGGGAUGUAUGUGUUCCAACUGUUUGACUACUACGCUUGUAACGGAGCCUGCAUCCUCUUUCUCUGUGUGUUUGAAACCCUGGCACUGGGAUGGGUAUUUGGGGUCGAGCAGUUGUAUGACAUCAUAGAGGAUAUGACGGGUGUGCGUGCCAAUAUAUUCUUUAAAAUCUGCUGGCUCUAUCUCACACCGCUGGUCUCACUGGGCUCUUUUAUAUGUUCUUUGGUGGAGUACCAGCCUCUGACCUUCAAUCGCUGGUAUGUGUACCCAUUCUGGGCAUAUGUGGUGGGCUGGGUAAUGUCCCUGUCCUCCAUCUUGCUUGUGCCAGGUUGGGCAUUAUAUAAGCUGGGAACUGGGACUGGAACCCUCAGUCAGCGUUGCCUUCAGCUGUGCCAACCUGAGCCUGACUGCUCACUGACCAAAGGCAGAGAGGAUGAGCUGCAGCACAUUGGAGGGGAAGAAGUGCAGAAGUUAGCUGGCUGA